Alternaria alternata is the source of this 1226-nucleotide messenger RNA. RefSeq lists its product as hypothetical. Lineage: Eukaryota; Fungi; Ascomycota; Dothideomycetes; Pleosporales; Pleosporaceae. The transcript is spliced from 3 exons. The coding region runs from base 170 to 1039 and encodes 289 amino acids. The record is from RefSeq and is a predicted model, not a curated record.
GACCUUCAUGUCUUAACUUGCUGCGUUCGCCGAACAAAGUUCAUCAGCCGACAAGUACAGCGGACUAUUAGCAGGUGUCGGGACAAAAGUCGAAAGAGAAUUUCCCCGCACUACAACAACAAAUAAACCUCAACAAUACAACCUAUUGCUGUACGACUACUUACUAAAUAUGCCUAAAGGCCGCCCAAGUAUUAAUUUAACCCCGUACCAACUAGAGCUUUGUGCGUUGCACUAUAAGGGCCUAACCUUUAACGAGCUUGCAGCCUACUUGCUUAACUCGUACGGGGUUACUGUUAAUCCUCGUACGUUGAAGAGAAGGUUUCAGAACUGGGGUAGAAAAUAUGUCCGCAAAACUAGAUCGUCGAGCUCUAAACCUAGGUCCGACUUUGGUUCUAAUGCCAAUUCCGACAUUGUUGUCUUGACGAAGCCCUGCCCUGUCAUGACAGCGCCCUCGAUUCAGCCCGAUCCCACAACCAAGAUAUUGCAGAGAUUCCUAGAAAUCUCGCCUCUGUCCGGAGACUACUCUCUCAUCGACGAAUACAUCAACGUCCUCGAUAAGCUAGCCGCUCAAGAUGCUGCGAGUGGUGCACGCAAACGGUCGAUAGACGAGCUCGCGAACGAAGAAGCCACUAUUACGCUCGCUAUUGAAGGCCUUCCCGCCGAAGAGAAGCAGCAUCUUGCCACCAUUGCUCAAGCUUGUGCUAAGGGUAUUCAGGCUGACAUGGCAACUUUGAGCAUAGCUACUGAUAUGUCUGCCAUUCAAGCGGCCAUAGAGACACGCAACAAGGAAGCUGAGGUUUCGCGUCAAAGUGUGCUUGGCAUGAUGACGAAGAGAGCAGAAGAGCUACGUACGCGACGACUGGACGUGCGCCGCAGAAGAGAAGCCGCGUUGGAGGAGUGGAAAGUAAACUCUAACUUUGACACCCUAUCGCUACAGGAGACAAAAGAGCGUUUGGAGAAAGAGGGUGGUAUGGCCAUGGCGGUUGAGCUUGGUAGAAGGAUAGAAAGAUCAGAAAGCGCUGAGGCAAAGAGGAAUUGAAAGGCUUUGGCUAAAGUUCGGCCGUAUAUGUACAAGGAUCCAGUGGAGAUGAGGCCGUUCGGUCCUAGAGGCUUCUCAGCCCAAGCAAGGACUAUCUAUGAGAUGACAUGCCAUGUAUCUAUCAAUCAGCAACAUCUAGUCACAACAAGUUAUAUAUCAUCCUUGAACACCUUCUUCUUGUGAGAAA